Metschnikowia bicuspidata var. bicuspidata NRRL YB-4993 is the source of this 1330-nucleotide messenger RNA. RefSeq lists its product as uncharacterized. The transcript has a single exon. The record is from RefSeq and is a predicted model, not a curated record. Lineage: Eukaryota; Fungi; Ascomycota; Pichiomycetes; Serinales; Metschnikowiaceae. The coding region runs from base 400 to 1077 and encodes 225 amino acids.
UUUGGAUUAUCCCUCAGAUUAAAAAAAGCAGCGAGCAAAGUCUGCUCCAAACCUGGGCCACCUUAUGAUACCGAAUCGAUGAGUAGAUAUCCCUCCAGAUCUCCUGGGGGUUCGUCCCGCGGAUUGCCCAGAGUCUGUGUGGUAGUAUAUAGUGCGUUUUGCCAGAGUCGCCCCGAUGCGCCCUCGGGCAUGCGGAUUGCAAUACGUGCGCUUCUAGUGCCAAUACCUGCGCUUCUAGUACGUGCGCUUCUAGUGCCCGGGUAGACGCCCAGGAGGACCUGCCCAAUUGCACAUCCAUCGUCACGUAGCUUUCACCAAGGAACAGCGGCGAAAACAAAAGGAAAACCACAAGAAUUCCAAAAAAGCCUCUCCAAGUUCCCGGUCAAUUCCGGGCAGUUGAUGGUACUAAGAGUUCUAGAUUGGCUCGCAUCACGUGCAUUCCCUUGGCGCUCGUGCAAGCCGGCAGAUCCAGAAAGACCACGCAAACCGCGCCUUUUAAUAGUCCACUGGGGCGGCGCUGCGGAAAGGCUCUUUUGUAUAUCGACUCGUGCGGCUGUUGGCAUGAUCUUUUCUGAAAGGCCAAGCGCGGGACGAACCGGGGGCCAUGUAUGCAGGCCCGCGAGGGCGAGUCAAUGGCCCGGUGGGCUUGGCACGUGGUCUCGAGCCAGGGAGACAGUAUAUCAAAAAGCAGGACAAACGGCGUGCGCGGCAGUUGGCAGAUCUGACAGCCAUUUGGCAUUGCCACGGGUAGCGUGGCGCUUCGCGGGGUGGGCCCGCAAGGUGCGGGUGCGUAGGCGAGGGCCAGGCUGUUUCCGAGGGCCAGGCUGUUUCCGAGGGCCAGGCUGUUUCAGAGGGCCAGGCUGUUUCAGAGGGCCGCGGCUGUUUCCGAGGGCCAGGCUGUUUCCGAGGGCCGCGGCUGAGACAUUCCUGAAACAAUGGCCGGCCGGGCGGCGCGAGCCCACGGGUCCCGUAUUUGCCUGGGGAUACCGGGCUGUCUCCAGCGUGUGCUUAUUCUUGCAGGUCGCCACACGCUGGCAGACCAGCAUCCCGAAGCCUAAUUCCUCGCGCCAUAUUUAAGGUUUGGCGAAGGGUGCUCUACUAUGGAGGCCCCAAAAAUAGCCACGGCUGGCGCGAGUUCCCCCCUGCCUGCCCCAGCUCAGCCGUCCAUCUAACCUCUUUUUCGCGUGCCAAAAUAACACGCUUCACCACCCGCAACUUUAACCCUCAUUUCCCAGAGCCCUUGGUUUUUUACCCUCACUUUCUUCUUGCCGCCUUAAAACAGACACCCGCGAGACACGCCCCCCGCCACAUCCCUCAACAGUGGGCGUCU